AUGUCCAGGCGUUCACAGAGUGUGGGUGCCGAUUUGCAUUUUCACAUCGAACUCGGUAGUGUCCCUGAGCUAAAUGGUGUGUUGGCCCUUGGUGUUGAGUUAACAUUGACGGACGAGCAGCAGGCACUACUCAGGCCGUUCUCUGCUGGUGCGUAUCCCAGUUAUCUAACCCAACUGUAUCACAAACUUUUCUCUGUUGCAAUCAUCAAAUUCCCCGAUCUCGAUCUGGCAGCCCGUACGCGUCACCGACGAUGGCUACAACCUUUUGGUCAAGAUGAUCUGGUUGCAACGAUCUCUAACAGCAUGCAUGCACCCAUCCCUACCCUGAGGGACACAAAGACAUGGACCUUCCUUCGGGAGAUUGAGAAAAUCUCUUGGUACGAACUCGAUGUUAAUCUCAUGUCUGACACUGGAUGUCUUGACGUGGCCGGCAAAUCUGAGAAUACUGUAAUGAACUAUGUGAGAGAACAGAAGGAUAUGCUCGUACACGCACUUGAUGCGUCCCAUAGAAGAAAUUGGGUUCUGCAUCGUGGCCAUCGUGAUCUUGGCCGGGUAUCUCUGCCUGCAUAA
Messenger RNA from Suillus plorans, 570 nucleotides. RefSeq lists its product as uncharacterized. NCBI's taxonomy places the organism in Eukaryota, Fungi, Basidiomycota, Agaricomycetes, Boletales, Suillaceae. The coding region runs from base 1 to 570 and encodes 189 amino acids. The record is from RefSeq and is a predicted model, not a curated record. The transcript has 2 exons.